GCUCCCGGUCCGCCACGCCCCCUUCUGGGACAGGUGAAGGGCGGGGACUUAAAUGCCCGGAAGAAGGGCGCCUGAGGAGGAGGAGGAAGAGGAAGGAGGAGGCGCUCAGGCCCAGGAAGUAAAAAGCGAGCCUCCCUGGAAGCCAGCUCCUCCGGUGAAUUUUCCUCAAAUGUUUCCUCUGCAAGGAUGAGUGAGGGGAAUAGGAGUUCUGCAUUUUGCUGCUUGGGACUGGCCGGCAACUGGGAGACAUAGAGCGAAGCACCAGAGGAGGUUCUUCUUGGGCUGCAUGGACCCAGGGACACGCUGCUCGGGGUCUUUCCCAACCCAGUGUUGAGCCUUGGAGUGUGGGUCCUUUUCCAGAAUCGGGACCCCUCCGGCUUGGAGCUGCUGCCCUCAGAUCCUUGGGCUGGAAAACCCAAAGACAAGGAAGAUGUCAGAGUCGCGGGUGAAGAAGCUGGCCACUACCCUGAUGGAUGCCACCACGGAUAAGGACCCGCUGGUCCACGAGCAGAUCUUCAGUGCUUUAUGCUACUUGGGCGGGCAGGAGCCGGAGGAGAUCUUGCACGCCUGCGAGGAGUACCUUCGGCAGCAUGACAAGCUGGCCUACCCGCACCGGAUCAUCAUCCUGAGGGCCAUGGAGGCGGUGGUCAAGGGCAGCCUGUCCCAGCUGGACAAGAGCACGGCCAAGGUCGUCAUCUUCCUGGCCUCCAACGAAAUGACCAAGUCCAAGGACAUCAUCUUUGAGUGGCAGCAAGCGGCCAGCAACGUCCUGGUGGCGGUGGGCCGGCGCUUCACCAACAACGUCAUGGAGGAGGUGCUGACCAAGUUCCAGCCGGGCGUCCUGCCCCACUACUUCAUCGUCCAGACCUUCGCCAACCUCUCUGUGGCAAACGUGUUUGGGAUGGUGCCUUUCCUGAACUCCAUCCUGGGGACGAUGCUGCCCAUGCUGGGGAUGGCCAAGCAGGACAACAUGAAGUCCGUCUUCUGCUACGCGCUGCAGUCCUUCAGCGAGAGCAUCCAGGAGUACCUGGCCAACCUGGACAAGGCCCCAGACCCCACCGUCCGCCGCGACACCUUCUCCAAUGAGAUCUUCAGCGCCUACGAAGUGCUCUUCUACGGCUGGCUCCAGAGUCGGGAAGCCAAGCUGCGCCUGGCCGUGGUGGAAGCCCUGGGGCCCAUGACGCACCUCCUGCCCAGCGAGAAGCUGGAGGAGCAGCUCCCGCGCCUCGUCCCGGGAAUCCUGGCUCUCUACAGGAAGCCGGCCGAGGCCUACUACGUCUCCAAGAGUCUGUGCCAGAUCCUCGAAGCCUCGGUCAACAUCGGGAGCCGGACUUUGGACACGCAACUGGACGCCCUCCUCAACGCCCUCCAGCUCCAGAUCUGUGCCCCUCUGGACUCCUCCAUGCCGGUCCCUUUGAAGAACCACAAUGAGGUCCUUCGCUGCUUCACAGUGCUUGCCUCUUCAUUCCCUGAUCGCCUGCUGGGCUUUCUGCUUCCAAAACUGGAGUCGGGCAACGAGAGGAUCCGGGUGGGGACCCUCACCAUUCUGCGACAGAUCAUCAACAGCGCCACCUCUCAGAUUGAGAUCAAGAAGCCCUUCAUCCUGUCCUCCAUGAAGCUGCCUCUGCAGGACAACAGCAACAGGGUGAAGCGGGCGGUGAUCCACGUGAUCAGUGCCAUGGCCCACCACGGAUACCUGGAGCAGCCGGGAGGAGAGGCCUUGAUCGAGUUCCUUGUCCGGCAGUGCGCUCUCCCUGCCAACCAGGCCCCUCUGCAGCCCCGGAGGUCAUCCCUGGAGAUGGAGGAUCUGACCGACAGCCACGUCCGGGACAUCAGCGUGAACACCCUCUUCCUCAUCAGCACCACCGUCGACAGGAUGGCUGAUGUGCUCUGGCCGUACCUCCUGGAGUUUGUGACCCCCAUCCCCUUGACCAACGCCUUGACCCCGCUCUGCAAGAGCCUCCUCUUCCUGGCGGCCCAGAGGCAAGAGGAGGAGGGCGACGGCUUCCAGCUGACCUACGACAACAACGCAGGCCUCCCGUCCCCUUAUGCUCUCACCGUGCGGCUGUUGGUGGUGUCUUCCCAGCCCUAUUUGGGGGAGGGCCGGGGGGCCACCUCCCUCCGCCUCCUGAACGUCCUGCAGCUGAGUGUCCAUAAAGCCCUGAAGCCCCUCUGGAGCAAGAAGAUCCCAGCUCUGGUGGAACAUCUAGAAGCAAACACGACGGCGUCCCUGUCCCAGAAGGAAUGGGAGGAGCGGCUGCUGAAGUUCCUUCGGGAGACCCUGGCCGCCGUUUCGGACCCCCUUUGGACUUCUCAGCUAACCCAGGAGAUGUGCCGGCGGCUGAGCAGCUACAACAGCUUCCCCAUGGAGAAGAACUUCCUCUACAAAUGCAUUGGGACCGCUCUGGCCGCCUGCGACAACAAGGACCUGGUGCGGAAGCAGCUUCAGGACCUCCUGGAAACAGCCCGGUAUCAGGAGGAGGCCGAAAGGGAGGGCCUGGCCUCUUGCCUCGGUCUCUGUGCGAUCAGCCACCUGGAUGAGACUCUGGCCAAACUGGAAGAGUUCGUCAAGUCGGACGUCUUUAAAAAAUCGGCAGGCCUCUUCAGCAUCUUCAAGGACCGUAGUGACCAUGAGGUGGAGAAGGUCAAGAGCACGCUGAUCCUGUGCUACGGCCACGUGGCCAAACACGCCCCGGGGGAGCUGGUGCUGGCCCGCAUCGAGACCGACAUCCUCCGCAACGUCUUCCUCUACUUCAACACCAAGGUUCUGGGAAUAAAGGUAGAAACCAAGGACUUGACCCUGAAGCUGUGCCUCAUUCGGAGCGUCUGCAUGAUCUGCCAGGCCAUUUGCGCCAGCGACCAGUCUGGAGACUUCUCUUUCUCCCGAAAGGCAGAGCUCGUUUUGCAGAUGAUGGACUUCAUCAAAGCGGAGCCUGUGGACUCCCUGCGAACGUCUGUCCGCCAGAGAGCCAUGAUGGCCUGCAUGUACCUGGUCGUCCUGGAGCCCCCCCUGAGCGACGUGGAGAAGGCCGAGCUGGUGGAGUCCUGCUUGAGCAGCGUCCUCCCCCUGCCGCUUCCAGACACCCCUGAGCCUUUAUGGAGCAACACCCUGCAUGCCCUGAAGGACUUGCUGAAGAGCCUCCUCCACCGGCACAUGACGCCACACGGCCUGCAGAGCAUGUUUGAGCACCUGAGCCCCUGGAUCAAGUCGGCCAAGGAGCACGAGCGGGAGCGGGCCGUGGACGUCAGUGCUGCCAUCCUGGAGUUCUACCGGGAGAAGCUGAACGUCAGCACGGUGGUCCCGUUCUACAACCUGGGCUUCCUGAUGGCCCUCUUCUCCCCACGCUGCACUGACUCCCAGCCCAGCGUCCGGCAGCACGCCGUGGACUGCGUCUACUCCCUCCUCUAUGUCCAGCUCUGCUACGAAGGUAGUGGUCAGCGGAAUUGGGGAGCUAGGGGUUUGGUCAUUGCCAAACGCCUUCCUCCGGACCAGAUGCUGAGCCUGCUGCUCUCGAUGCUGGAAGGGUUGGCGGAUCCAGACCGGAACUGUUCUCGGGCCGCCACCGUCAUGAUCAACUCCAUCCUGAAGGAGCGGGGGGCCGUCCUCCUGGAGAAGGUCCCGGAGAUCCUGGAGAUGGUGCACGCCAAGCUGCAGGAGGUGGACGAGGAGCCCGUCCGGAGGGCGGCCCAGCAGACGGUCUGCAUCCUGGCCACGCAGCACAAGGCCGCCGUGGUGGGCACACUCCUCGGACGCCCGCUGCCCCUCGACAGCUUCACGGGCACCAUGUGGCAGGCGCUGGCCUCGGACCCCCCGCUGACCUCUCAGGUGCUGGAGCUGCUGCUGGAGAAGAUCCACCGGGACGUCCCGUACAAGGAGAACAAGUCCUUCCUGCGCGGAAGCACCCCCGAGCGCGUGGCCACCCCCUUCCCGCUGGCCGCCACCUGCGCUCUGCACGAGAUCCUCUCCGUCCGAGAGUCCGGCCCGGCCGUGCUGGGCCUCUACGCGGAGCUCUUCGUGUCCCUCCUGCUCCGGGUCAGCUGCACGGUGGGCGUCCACCCGCCACGGAACCUGCCGCACAAGGACCGCAAGAGCCUCGGAGGCAAAGGCGGAGGGCAGGCCCCUCGCGCGCUGGACCCCUGCAGCUCUGCGGUGGAGACCCUGAAAGCCAUGCUGAUCCAAGGAGGCAGCCAAGAGGUGGUCCGGGCCGUGGCCGAAGAGGGUGGCUGGGAGUGGCUCUGGAGCACCGAGAAGCACCACGACGGGGUGGCCCUUCUGGCCAGCGCCAUAGCAAAGCAUGCGGGGCCCAAGCUGCCCUUGAUCGUGAAGCACCUCUCCCCGAUGCUCAACAGUCUCUACGACAGCCAGCGGCUGACCACCACUGCCUUCUUCGCAGAGCUUCUGGGCAGCAACGUGGUCAAUGACCUGGUCCUCUUGGAGUCCAUGAUGGACAGCAUGACCACCCGGCAGAGGGACUCCUGCAACGCCGUCCGCAUGCUAGCCCUCCGGGGCCUGGGCAACAUCGCCUCGGGAGCACCGGAGAAGGUGCGGAAGCACGGGGCCCAGCUCCUGGCCUCCAUGAUGAACGGCAUGGACGACAAGGAGGACCCGCACCACUCGGUGGCCCUGGAGGCCAUGUCCAGCCUCUCCAAGCUGCUGGCCCUCAUGGAGGAGAGGGACGUCCGCUCCAUGCUGCUCCACGUCGCCAUACGCAUACGGCCCUUUUUCGACAGCGAGAGGCCUGAGCUGCGCCGCUCGUCGGUGGUCCUCUUUGGGAACCUGACCAAGUUCAGUGCCGGGAGCAGCGAGGACGCCUUCUUCGAGCAGAUCCUCAACGGCCUGGUGACGCUUCUCCUCCACCUGCAGGACCCCAAGCCUGAGGUCAUCAAGGCCUGCAAGUUUGCGCUGCGCAUGUGCGGCCCCAGCAUGGGCUGCCCGGGCCUCUGUGACAUGUUCCAGAACCACCUCCACGAGGACCGUGGCCUCCAUUACGGCGAGUUCAUGAACGACGUCUGCAAGCACCUGAUGCAGAGCUACCCGGACACGCUGACCCGCCUGGUGGCCACCAACCUCUUCUACUUCAAGAGCAACUGGGCCGACAUCCGAGCAGCUGCCCCCAUGUUUGUAGGCUUUCUUGUCCUCCACGUCGACCAAGACCAUGGCCAGCAGCUGGACCUGGACGAGCUCAUUGCAGCGCUGACCGUUCUGCUGAAGGACCCUGUGGCCGCCGUGCGCAUGAAAGCGGCCGAGACGUUGGGCCGCCUGGUCAAGAUCGUUUGAGGGAGGGUCGCCUUCCUCUUCCCCCUCCGAGGGACCCAAGCGAGACACGGCUGUGAAGCCUGAAGGGACGGGACCCUCACUUUCCCCCCACGUCUUCCAGAACGACACAAUUGCACCUUGACCAACAUCCCCAUCGCCCAAAGGGAAGGAAGGCCAGUGGCCUGAGGACCCCCUCCACCCCCCAUUUUGGUAGUCUUCCAACGCACCUUUGGAUGGUGUGGGAGCCCCUCGGCAGAGCGAUGGACGCUUCUAGGGCUGCUCUCUUCACUCUCGGGAAAGGGUUCCCACCACAACCCCACAUGCACCCCUUCCUUCUUCUCCUGCCCCUAGGUUGGGAAGGGCGGCCCCUUUGCCCAGACCGCUGCCCAUGCCUCGGACUCACCACUCUCGUCUUCCUGCUUCUGGGGUCAGGGGCCACCCUCCCACCAAUCCCCCUCUCCCUCCCUCCCUGUGGGGGGCUUUCCUGGGGGUCUUCCAGAGCUUCCAUCCUCAUUGCUCCUCUUCCGGAGGACACUUGUACAUACAACUUAGACAACUUAUUUUUAAUAAAGGAUUUGCUUCUCAGGAA
Messenger RNA from Anolis sagrei ordinatus, 5846 nucleotides. The record is from RefSeq and is a predicted model, not a curated record. NCBI's taxonomy places the organism in Eukaryota, Metazoa, Chordata, Lepidosauria, Squamata, Anolidae.